This is a messenger RNA of Vespa crabro (European hornet), 5174 nucleotides long. RefSeq lists its product as uncharacterized. NCBI's taxonomy places the organism in Eukaryota, Metazoa, Arthropoda, Insecta, Hymenoptera, Vespidae. Gene Ontology annotation, cellular component: extracellular region. Gene Ontology annotation, molecular function: serine-type endopeptidase inhibitor activity. The record is from RefSeq and is a predicted model, not a curated record. Bases 509 to 4519 code for a protein of 1336 amino acids. The transcript has 9 exons.
GAACAGGUCGAUGGCGUGUUCUCGAGGUAUCUAAGGAACGAUCGUCGAGAAGAGCGUUGAAAUUUUAUAAAGGGGGUCAUCAUACGAGGCCAGCUCCGGUCUGGUUGAACGCAUCGAGCCAGGACGACAGUCUUCGGUCGUCGUCCGAUCUGGACUGAACGGUGAUACGUAAGAGUUCGACUAUUUCUCUCUCUCUCUCUCUCCUCUCCUUCUCUCUUUCUUUCUUUCUGUCUCUCUCUCUCUCUCUCUUUUUUUUUUUUUUUUUAAUAUCAAAUGUGUAACUAAUGUGACACGAACGAUUUCAUCAAAUUGUGAUAGAGUUAUUUUUUUUUUUCCUUCCUCCUCUACUUCUUCUUAUUUCAAUUUUUCAUAAGUGAAAUAAAAAUAAAUAAAUAAGCGGAACUGUGCGAUAAAGAAGAAGAAGCUACGAUACCAUCGUAUCAUCCUAUUCGAAUAAAUCAUUCUCAAGAUAUAGUGGUUGGUCAAAACAUCACUUGAUGCGUUGAGGAUGCAACGUGAUCUUUGCAACGGUGGGCUUGCAUGCGCCGUUGUGUGGGUGUCAUCGACCUGCCUUCUUCUUCUUCUUUCAUUGUCAUCCUCGGUUGGAGCUGAGUCAUCUCUAAAAGCCACAACAGGUCGAUGUCCAUCCUUCGAAGAGCAAAACAUUUGUCCAUCGAGGUCACCAUCUUGUAAGAUAGAUUCCGAAUGUCAAUUAUUCGAAGAACGUUGCUGCAAAACAGCCUGCGGAUUGAGAUGCGUCGGUAGCGAGCUAUCAGGAUGCGAACAAUUAGCUUUGGCAGCCGUUAAGAGAUUCCGUGCUCUUGACAGUUGGACCGUGAUAUCGCAAUAUAUACCAAAAUGUAAUAACAAAACAGGAGAUUUUGAGAGGGUACAGUGUGAUCCCGAGAAAAAACGUUGUUGGUGCGUCGACGAGAAGAUUGGUAGUGAAAUUCCUGGAACGAUAGGAUCUAACAUCGAUGAUAUUGAUUGCAAUAAUCCUAAACCAUGUCCAGCACAUUCUUGUCGAAUGUUUUGCCCGCUUGGAUUCGAAAUCGAUACGAACAGUGGGUGUCCCAAGUGUGAAUGCAGAGAUCCAUGUCGUGGUAUAACUUGUCCAAGUCCGGGUCAGAUAUGUGAAUUAAUCGAUGUACCCUGUGCACGUCCUCCGUGUCCACCGGUGCCAAGCUGUCGUAAAGCUAAAUCCCUCUUCAACGUAUGCCCGGCAGGUGAACCAUUGCAAAUCACAGAUUCUUUGAGACCAUUCUUAUGCGGUAAUACAGCAGGAAAACCAAGUUGUCCGCCGAUGUAUAGAUGUUUGGUAGAUCCGAAACAAGAAUAUGGGGUUUGUUGUCCCUCAAAUUUCAAUUUAACGAGAGCCGGUACUUGCCCAAACGAGGAACCAACGAUUUGUGGUAGAACAUGCCAACAUGAUUUGGAAUGUCCACCGCCACAGAAAUGUUGUCAAAGUGAACGCUGCGGUGGUAGUUGUUUUAUACCCGAAAAUCUUAGCGUAUGUCGGCAUGAUCGUAUGCUGGCAGAAAUGUUAAGUAUUUCGGAAAAACAGGGCCGUGGUUACAUACCGCAAUGUACGGAAGAAGGAGAAUUUCAAACUAAACAAUGUUCGAGGAACGGUCUGGUAUGUUGGUGUGUCGAUGAUGAUGGUCGAAAGAUAUCUGGUUCAAUGGGACCAGCUGAUAAAGUAAAUUGUACAUCGAUUGCCAAGGCAAGAUCUUUAUCGACAUCUUGCAUUCAACAACAGUGCGCCCAAGUUUGUCAAUAUGGAUUUAAAACUGAUUCUUCCGGUUGUUCUACAUGCGAAUGCGAUAAUCCUUGCGAGGGUUUUCCAUGUCCACCCGAAGAAGAAUGUGUGCUCAAACAGGAAACGAAUUGUCCUGAUUUUCUUUGUCCUACCAAGCCAGAAUGUAAAGCAAAAAGAACUUAUAAAAGCCCUUGCAUUUUUGGUACACCUCUGAGCGAUGAAGAAGGUAAUGCGAUCACGUGUUCUAACAAUCAGACCUGUCCAUAUAAUUACGCGUGUACAGUGGUACCAGAAGCUGGACAAUCGAUUUGUUGCGCUAUACCAUCGACCACAGUAAAAAAAUUAUCAAUGUGUGAAUAUCUGCGAGAUUUUGGUGAACGAAUGGAAGGUACGAGAGAAGGUAUGUCCUUAGCUGUUCCACCACCGCAAUGCGAGGAAAAUGGUACUUACAAGCCUUUGCAAUGUAAUAACGGUACCUGUGCUUGCGUGAAUCAGUACGGAGUUAUUUUGCGCGGUGACGUCAGUCCCGAGACCGAUUGCAAAAGUCUUAAAAGUCCUUGGCAAGUUUGUACCCCGAUAUCGUGCGAUUUGGUUUGUCCUUACGGUUACGACAUAGAUACGAAUGGUUGCGAGCAAUGUAAUUGUCACGAUCCUUGUAAAGAUGUGUCUUGUGGCCUACGAGAAGUUUGCACAAUGGUGGACGUAAAUUGUGGCACAGGAGAAUAUUGUCCACCCGUUCCUGCGUGUCUGACAACGAAACCCGGACAAUGUCCCUAUUUGGUACCAAGUUCGUCGAGCUGUGAAUUACAAUGUAGUAACGAUCAAGAGUGUUCGAAUUCGGAUAAAUGUUGCUCAACAGGUUGUGGUACGCAAUGCGUAGCACCUGUCAUGGCCACUGCUUGUCAACAUGCACAGGCUGUAGCCAAGCACGCAGCUAGAGAAUCUGGUGAACCAGCAAGAAGAAUUUAUAUACCUAGAUGUGACGUCAAUGGGGCAUUCGAGGCAGUCCAAUGUCACAACGGUAUGUGUUGGUGCGUCGACGUGGAAGGAAGAGAAGCUGCAGGUACACGGGUUCUCGAAGGUAUCGUACCGAGAUGUAACAAGCCUCAAAGAUGUCCAGAGAUCGAUUGUAAGCUCGAUUGUCGAUCGGAAGGUUUUGAAUUGGAUCUAGAUAGUGGUUGUCCUAUGUGUUCAUGUAGAGAUCCAUGUAAAAGAGUAACUUGUCGCGGUGAGAAUGAAGCUUGUAGAAUGGUCGAGGUGGCUUGUAGUGUACCACCUUGUCCACCAGUACCAGUUUGUUUACCGAAGAAGGAUAAUCCAUGUCCAAAUGGAACGCCUCUUCUAGAUCAAAAUAGAUUACCUGCUACUUGUGGUCCUCACGGUCAUCAAUGUCCAUCUACACACAAGUGCGAGUUGUCGCCGUUAGAUGAAUAUGCUGUUUGUUGUCCAAAACCACGUGAGGUUUGUUUUGAACCAUUACGUACAGUACCGUGUAACACGACGACGAUGUACAAUGAAACAAAUAGAUGGUACUUCGAUCCAGAGAAAAACGAAUGCAGAAUAAAAACCGAAUGUACGCAUGGCCAUAAUGAUUUCUCAAGUCGUUUGAUAUGCGACACCGUUUGUCCUGUCUUGUCUCAGUGCGAAAGACUCCGAGAGAAAAAUUUGAAAACAUCACAAAGAUUAAAACAAUCGACAUUUCUACCUAGAUGCAAUCAAGAUACUGGCAUGUGGGAAUCUGUUCAAUGUUUGGAACACGUUGGUGUUUGUUGGUGUGUUAAUAGAAAAGGACAACCCAUGAAAGGGUCGCUUAUCAGAGGACUCGAACCAAAAUGUAACUUUAGACAAGCUAGACGUGGCGGUAGAGGUCCUACGAAUCAAGAAAUAGAUUACAAGAUUCAGGCCUUCAUGGAAGGUACUUUGUUGGAAUUAUUAGAGGCUGAUGAGAAACAAAUGAAAAAGAUCAUCGUUACCAGAUGCCAAGCAAUGAGAGAUAGAGGUCAUGUAUCGGCUAUAUGCGAUCGUCAAGGUAAAUUUGAACCUACUCAAUGUGCUGGUGAUACAUGCUGGUGCGUCGACGAAGCUGGCAAUCAACUGGUUGGUUCAGAACCAUUUUUAAAAGGGACUAACAUAUGUUUACCAACUCCAAUUGAGGCCGUAGAAGUCAUAUUACGUUUUCCAGGAAGAUUUUUAAUAACCGACAAGGUACGCUUUAAAGGAGAAGCAAAAAAAUUUUUGCACGAAUUAGGCGCAAGGAUAAAGGACGAUAUUGAAGUAGAUCUCGAACGUGAUUCGGCCUUUUUGAAAUUUGAUAUUAUCGGUACGAAUAAGGUCGACAUAGCUUUUCAUUUGGAAGAAUUGACAAGGAUGCAGAAACUAUUAAUUCUUGGGUCAUUGGCCGAUGAAACGACGUCACGAUUCACACAUAAAUCUAUGCCAGUCGCUGUUGAAAACAGGAUCGUUGCGUUAGAGCAACGGGAGAUUCUAACGGAAGUUGAAGCACCCGUUUAUCAAACGGCCACUUUGGUUUUAGCGGCAGCCAGCGCCUUUGUUAUCAGCAGCUUGAUAAUCCUCUUAAUGUUGUAUCGAAAAAAGAUGAAGAUGAAGGAUCCAAGAAAAACUUUGCCGAUGGAUCAACAUUUCCUUGCUUAUAAUCAACAACCGGUUUACGUAAUAUCCGGCCUGGAAAAAGAUGAGAAGGAUGCAGGACAACUACAAGAAAAUGUUAAUCUUUCUGAAACAACUGAUAAUAAUGCAUGAAUGAUAACAUUGAGAAAAUAUAAUUAUAUAUAUAUAUUUUUUUUUUUGAAAAUAUGAUUAUAUAUAUAUAUAUAUAUAUAUAUAUAUAUAUAUAUAUAUAUAUAUAUAUAUAUAUAAUCGUUUUUCGAUCAUUCAUGCCCCGAAAUAGGAUUUAAAUAUCAUCAUUCACAUUAAUGAGGUCAUAACUGUGUUCCCUCGUUUCAUCAUAAUUCAUAAAAUAUUUAUUCAAUAUACAUAUGUAAUAAAUAACAAAAUAGCGAUUUGUAAAAUCGCCGAUCGACCAAAUUCAGAAAGGGAAUUCAUUGAUAAAAGAAUGUUUGUAUUAUUGGGUUAUAUGGGUAAAAAUUUGAUAAUUUUAAAAAUCGAUUAUUCUCUCGAAAUAUUUUUUUUUUUCUUUCUUUUUUUUUUUUGGUCUUAUAUUCAGGCUUUUGAUUUUCACAAGUUGGACGUUAUGAUUUUUUUUACGAAUCCGAAAGGAAGAAAGAAAGGAAAAAAAAAGGAAUACAAAGAGAAAAAAGAAUUAGCGUGUAAAGUCUACGAAAAGGAGUAAUCGAUUUUUUUGUGAAAUCAUUUAGAAAUUUUGUGAGCCCAUCUUGUUUUUCUUUUUUCUUUUUCUUUUUCUUUCUUUUUUCUUUUUUUUUUUUUUUCCCCUUUA